UACUUGGGAGUGGAGUGCGCAUGCGCCAGAGUUUCUCCUUGACUAUCGUUGCCCACAAUACUAUCAUCAGUCCCUCCCCACAGCAGCACAUCUCCACACACAGCCACACUAACAGCACACCAACGCCCUCCAGUGAGCACCAAGGAAGACGCAGGUUGGAUUUUUAUGACUGACUCCUUAUGUGACCAAAUGAUUAAGGUGAUGGACUGUUAACCCUCCAGGAGAUAUAGAUUAAAACUAUAGGUAAAUUCCAUCAUGGAAGAUUCUUCAGCUGGUUCUGUCCAGGAAGGAGAAAAUCUUAAUGAUUUGCAACAUUACUUAGUGAACUUUAAUAAAGAAAUUGGAGCGGAUGUACCAACAGAAUUGGAUGAUGCAACAGUUCAUGUGACAAACAGAGAACAUGAUGCUGUUUUCAUUUCUACAACAGAAACUACGUCUCCAGUUGUAGAAGGCACAGAAAUUGUCAGUAUGCAAGAAUAUUAUACACCACCAACUGCAAUUCUAAAUACAGAAACAGAUGCUGCUGAUCAGAUAUCUUGUAUUGAAACAGUUCAAGGACAUUCUACAAUAGAACUAGAUGCUGCAGAAGCAGAGAUUGUACAUAAAAUCUCAGAUAUUGUACAAAAUGAUCAUCUCUCUGCUGUUCAUGCUCAGCUUGCAGAGUUAUCUGGGAACCAAAUUCAAGAAUCUGGUUUUAUUAAUGGCUCUGAAAUUACUGCAGAAGCAUUAGCAAACAGUGAAAAUGAGAUUAAUCGAAUAAUUCGUGUGGUCUCUGUAGGUGGAGAAAAACACAUGCAUAUAGAAGAAGCAAGUUUACAAGUUGUAUCUGAGGAUUCUGCAAAUCAACAAAUACUUUCUUCUGGUGAUUUAGGGGUUCAGCAAAUAUCUGUUGAUGACAGUCAAAUAGUAACUGGUGAGGAUACACAAACUAUUAUACGUCAAGAUAUUGAUGGUACCAACCCCGUGGCUGUUCUUGCCUCUGUAGCAGCUAAUACUAUGUGUGCUUCGAGUCACUUGCAAGCAAUGCCUGUUGGUUCACUGCCCACUGAAAUUCACAAUGCACAAUUGGUUGCACUUCAGAAUUCAGAAGACAGUUCUCAACCUCAGCUUGUUGCAGUUCAGUCUGCAGAUGGUGUUACCUCAGAAACAUUGCACGUAAUUGACAAUUCUCAGGUCUCUUCCUCCAACUCCUUCAUUUUGCCCACAGCUGGCACAAAUUACCAAACAGUGACUAUUAUGCCUUCUGAUGGCAGUCGGAAUGGGGAAUUUAGUUAUGUAUUUAUUGUGUCACAGGGUGAUGGGGAUAAAGACUUAUCUGUGUAUGAUUUCAAAGAAGAACCACGGGAAAUCACAGAUGAAAUUAUUGAAGAAGAUGGCACCACAAAACGAAUUUUGAAAAUAACUCCUAAAAAACUGUUCCAAACAAAUCCAGCACAGUUGAUGUGUCAGUAUUGUAAUUAUACAAGUCCUAAACGAUAUCUAUUGACUCGGCACAUGAAAUCACAUUCUGAAGAUCGACCACACAAGUGUGAUGUUUGUGGGCGUGGUUUUAAAACAAUGGCAUCAUUACAAAACCACCGAAACACUCACACUGGAACUCGACCCCACAAAUGUAAACAGUGCCAUGCAGCAUUUACCACUUCAGGAGAACUUGUGCGUCAUGUAAGAUAUCGUCAUACAUUUGAAAAACCUCAUAAAUGUUCUAUGUGUGAGUAUGCUAGUGUUGAACUGAGUAAGUUAAAGAGACACAUGAGAUCGCAUACAGGAGAAAGGCCUUAUCAAUGUCAACACUGUUCGUAUGCAUCUCCUGACACUUACAAAUUAAAGAGACAUUUACGGAUACACACUGGGGAAAAACCAUAUGAAUGUGACAUUUGCCAUGCUAAAUUUACACAAAGUAACUCUCUCAAAGCUCACAAGCUGAUUCAUUCUGGCAAUAAACCUGUAUUUCAAUGUAAUCUGUGCCCUACAACAUGUGGACGGAAAACUGAUCUUAAAAUUCACAUUCAAAAACUCCAUACCUGUGAAAAGCCACUUUGUUGUCGUAAAUGUGGAAAAAAUUUCCUUGACCGGUAUUCCUAUAAAUUACACAUGAAAAGUCAUGAAGGGGAAAAAUGUUUCAAGUGUAAUCGUUGUGACUAUGCAGCUUUAUCUCAGCGCCAUUUAGACAACCAUUUACUUACUCAUUCAGGAGAGAAACCUUUUGAAUGUAAUGAAUGUGACCAGUCUUUUAGGCAAAAACAACUUCUAAAACGACACAAGAACCUCUAUCAUACACCUAAUUAUACUCCACCCAGGCCUAAGGAGAAAACUCAUGAAUGUUCAGAAUGUGAUAAAAGUUUUGCCCACAAGGGUAAUUUAAUGCGACAUCUCUCUUACCAUGAUUUAGAGGAAGAUGCAUUUCAGACGGAUCAUUUAAAUAAACUGUCCCCCGGCCCCCAUGUUCACCUCACUGCUCAGCAGCUGUUACAAAGUAGUUUACUAUCUGAUCUCCGAGAUGGCAAACUGGGUCCAGGGCGUAUACCACAAGUCGUUCUUGUGCAUCCAGAUGGUCGUGUUGAGGAAGUCACUUCUAAAUUACAAAAAGUGCAGGAUGCUGAACAAACAGCAACAACAUUUAGUUCUCAUAACCAAGAAAAGAAUAUGGAUGAUAUUUUUUUAGCUAUGGAAGUCACUGCUGAAGCAAUGAACAAUGCUGGGACCUCAACUUUAAAUUCUGAUGGGAUUCAAAUUUUGAAUACAUCUGACGCUAUUAAUGGAAUAGCAGAAGUUAGUCAGAUGAAAGAAGCAAGUACUCAGGCAGAGUUGGAAUCAGAUUUUGAUAGUGACUCAGAAUCUGAUGAGAGUGAGUUGGAUGUUCAUGAAUCAAUAGAGACAGACAAUAUAGCUGUGGCACCAGACAACUUGUCAGAUGCCUCGCAACACGUCGCUAAUGGAACUGCUCACAUCAUUACGCUAAGCACAUUAUCAAGUGAUCUUAAUCUUUCUAAUAGCAUUAAGACUAACUCAACAACACUAACAGUACCAGCAGAGCUUAUUCAAGCUAGGUUGGUGAAUGUUGAUUGAAUUGACGACUGAAUAUUUCAGCCUUGUUUGAAAUUACUAAUCCUUUAUAAGGAAUUGCAACUUCAACACAUACACACAUACCCAGUUUU
Octopus sinensis (East Asian common octopus) is the source of this 3155-nucleotide messenger RNA. Its product is annotated as transcriptional repressor CTCF. NCBI's taxonomy places the organism in Eukaryota, Metazoa, Mollusca, Cephalopoda, Octopoda, Octopodidae. Gene Ontology annotation, molecular function: DNA-binding transcription activator activity, RNA polymerase II-specific; RNA polymerase II cis-regulatory region sequence-specific DNA binding. The record is from RefSeq and is a predicted model, not a curated record. Gene Ontology annotation, biological process: regulation of transcription by RNA polymerase II. The transcript is spliced from 5 exons. Gene Ontology annotation, cellular component: nucleus. Bases 256 to 3066 code for a protein of 936 amino acids.